CUCUCUCUCUCUCUCUCUCUGUUGCCCUCAUUCUUGCCAGCAGUUUUGCAGAUUAAUUGAAACUUCGAGAUGAAAUUCGUCCCUUAUUUUGACUCAGGAAGGGUGGUUUUCCUGAGGCCUGCAGAUUUGUAUUUUUUUUUAGUCCUGCAGGUAUAUAGACCAGCUUAGCAUUCGCAAUAAGACAGAAUCACAGGGGAGGAAUCCUUUUGCUCUUUCAAUACUUUAUUUUGAGCCCUGUCAGUAUUAUACCUGUAUCAAGAGUUGCUAUGGGAAGUAGCACAACGAAUGCUUUUUGCCUCUUAAUUGCCAUAUCCUGACAUUGGCUGCCCACAGGACACGAUGACGGAGCCCAUGCCAUACACAGAGGAGCUGAAGAACAUGAAGGAUGCUGAGGAGAUCACCCAGGCGUACCUCACCCUCAAGGAGACCAACAGAUCCCCCAAGUUUUUGCGUGAACCCAUCGAGGCGAAUGAUUUCAUGAGUAGGCUCAGAUCCCCUGCUCCAGACUACCACCAGCUGAAUGAGGACGGAGAGCUUUGGCUGGUUUAUGAAGGUUUAAAGGAGACCAACAGGCUGCUGGAGUCGCAGAUGCAGAGCCAGAGGAGGAGUCAUGACAAUUUGGUGGAGUCUCUGCGUGGGGAGCUGCAGAGCCUGAAGGAGGAGAACAACCGGCAGCAGCAGCUCCUGGCCCAGAACCUGCAGCUGCCCCCGGAGGCUCGCAUUGAGGCCAGCCUGCAGCACGAAAUCACACGCCUCACCAACGAGAACCUGGACAUGAAUGCCGAUGACCCAAGCAAAUAUCGGGAGUCCCGCCUCCUGGUUUUACGGCGAAUGAUUGUAUGUAGGGUUGACGAAGAGAUUACAGCACACGAGUGUGUGUGUGUGUGUGUGUGUGCACGGGUGUGUGUGUGUUUGCACAUGUGUGGGCGUUAACAGUACUGUAUCUGACAGAAGUAGGGACGGUCUAUCUAUCCAUCUGUUACUUGAGGAACUGGGAAUUACUA
Molecule: messenger RNA, 1004 nt
Organism: Paramormyrops kingsleyae
Lineage: Eukaryota; Metazoa; Chordata; Actinopteri; Osteoglossiformes; Mormyridae
Source: RefSeq, a predicted model, not a curated record